Messenger RNA from Rhodamnia argentea, 776 nucleotides. RefSeq lists its product as uncharacterized. The record is from RefSeq and is a predicted model, not a curated record. The transcript has 3 exons. Lineage: Eukaryota; Viridiplantae; Streptophyta; Magnoliopsida; Myrtales; Myrtaceae. The coding region runs from base 116 to 445 and encodes 109 amino acids.
UCUCCCCGGAAUCCUGGGUCUUUUACCGAGGAAGAGGGAAGUUUCUGAUCUGGGUUUUCAGUGUCCAGGAGGACGCUUUGCUUGGUUUGACUUCUUGAAAGCCACAAUAACAGCAAUGAGGCUUUCGAGCUUCUGGUUUGCCUUCUUUCUGGUCGGGGCAGCUUUGACUUUCCUGGGCCUGUCGUCCACCGAUGGAGUUAAUUUUGCUGGCACGGGCAGUUUGGCCAAUAGAGCAACAUGCCGGAAGCUGAAGGAAGAUGGGCAUAGUCCUGGCACUUUCGAGAAGGAGAGCACUGGGAAAGCAAAUCUGGAGGAUUACGGUCCAAACAAUCCGGUCCCAAACUCAAAGGCGUCGAUAAGGCCCGGACCGAUCGACCACGGCUCUCCUCUCAUGCCAUUCAUGCCAAAGCCUUCACCUCCUAGUCCCCCCCAGCAUGGCGGGUGAGUCGUACUCGUACCAGCCAAAAGAAAGAGCUGUAGCUCUGAGCUGGGCUUGUGUAUAUGUAGGUACACGCGGGAGAAUCUAGCAUGUGUUAUCUAGAACAAAUCGUCAUGUGCAUAUUUAAUUAGGCAGUCUAGAUAUUAUGAACGUUGUGUCGGGACGAGUAUCUGUCCAUAGCCGAUAACAGCUGGGGCGCCGCGUCCCUGAUUUAUAUAAGCCGAGACGAGCUCGGGCUAGAUAACAGGGUAUCACCGUCGGCUCACCAAUGGACACAGCCUGGUUUCCUUGUUCCUUCUCAAUGUGAUUGAAUUGGAAGAACAUCAGCCAAUCAACC